Molecule: messenger RNA, 3508 nt
Organism: Lineus longissimus
Lineage: Eukaryota; Metazoa; Nemertea; Pilidiophora; Heteronemertea; Lineidae
Exons: 3
Coding region: 169-2256 (695 amino acids)
Source: RefSeq, a predicted model, not a curated record
UAUUAGAUAACUGCACAUUUCAAGCACAGGACGUCCAAGCCGUCGUCUGCGAAAAUACUGCGAUAUUUUCCGAUUUAAUGAAUGUUAACAAGAAAACAACGAGUCUGAGCGAAUUGUGAAAGGACCAGGGGUAUUUCUGCUGAGGAAUUGACGAAAAAGAAGGUGAAAAUGGCUAGUGGUAUGGAAGUUGUCGAAUUGGACGCGACCCCCUCCUCUGGAGACAAGGGUGUCCAGAACGUGCUGCGAAACCUGGACGACGACCUCCAUCUGAAGAACACGAUCUCCAUGAUCGAGUCGGUUGGAAAGUACAUGUACGUCUCGACGAACGCUGCUGCGAGGGAUGCAAAACAGUUGGUGAAGGUCCAGGACUGUCUCUUUAACAUAAUAAAGCUCACCGAUGCCUGUUCACUGAUGAUGCAAAGCUUCCAAAGUGGAGCUUAUAACAUAUUAGAGAAGCUGAAAGUGGCCUACUUGUAUUUGCUAGACGGCUUCCCUGACUUUGCUAUGACAGACAUUGAGGCGAUCUCUAAAGAUGUCGGCUCAAUGCAGAGUGCUGUAGACAAGCAUUUGAAAUCAGAGAAGAAGACGGCCGAGAAGAUUACCGAUACCCACGCUGUUGUGAAGGAAGAGUUGGGUAAGCUUCAACCAAAGGUACGGGCUAUUGAAGAACUGGAGAAGAAGAAGAAGCAAGAGGUUGCCGGUCAGAAACGUGGUAUUCAUGGUGCACCAAGUAAUGGCGGUGAGGGAGAAGUUGAAGCUGGAACUGGUGAAGACCCGCCUGCUAAGGCCAAGACUCGGAUUUCCAAGUUGUACGUCUUCAUGCUGGUACUAGUUGCUGUGAAGUAUUGGUGUGGCUGUGGCGUUUGUGAACAGUUCAGCUCAUAUAUGGACAAGUUCGGCUGUAAAGGUUGUCUGCAGGUCCAAUCCGUCAUUUGCACCGUGGUACUACUUGUACUCUUACUCAAAUGGGUCAUGGAUUCCGACUGCCGUAAUAAGGCCAAUGUGGUGCUAGCAUGUGCUCUCUGUGGCUUACUUUUCGGUUCUGUUUCGCCCCAGAAAGAUGGCGGAUUAAUAAGGAAUUCCGCAAGCCAGUCUUUAAGCUACGGCAGUAGUAUGUUUGCUGAGGCGUAUUCUGGUGAGCACGAUGGUACUGAAAACAUAUGGUUUGGCAGUGACGGAUCGAAAUCACAUAACACGAAGGCAGAAGUUAAAAUGGCGACCAAGGCAGACGCUACUGGCUUUGCGAUCAAUAAACCGGGUGAUGUGCCAGAUAACACUGCAGAAACAAACGGUAACACUGAUGGAACAGCUAACGAAGGUACAUGUAGUAAUUGGGACUUAUUCUACGUGCAUGUUUGUUACAUACCAGGAACAAGAACGCGUGCCUUUGCAAAGCAGUUGAAACGCCCGAAUUGCGGAUCCGAUUGCAAACCCGAAUGUUGUUACCCGCCGAACCCAUGGUAUCCACUCCUCUCACUCCCGGUCAUUCUAAAUGCUGUGUACAGCCAGGCGAGGAAAAACUUGGACGAUUCUUUCUUUGGACCGAACGUGCUGAUUCUACAACUUGUUAUGUCUGUAGGUAUCUGGUGUCCCCUCCCCAACACUAUUCUGGAAUAUCUUGGACCUUUCGAAAUCGCUAACAUCGGAGUCAUAUCAUCUGGUAUAUUUGCUUUGGUCAUAUCAGUGAGCAUCCUUAGAGCCAGGUCUAAGGGAAACCAAACCGUUGAUGGCUUCACUGUUCGGCCUACUCGAGGAGAUAUUUCCACUGCUGAAGAAGAACUCUUGGAGAUACAAAGAGAUCUCAAGUUGGCGAAGACACAGCUAGAAAGCACUGAAUUGACUGAUCUUCUAUUUGAGAGGAGUCUUCCCUAUCUGCUUGGGAUUGAGGACAUACUGUCCAAGUCGAUCACGCUCGUGGAGACGUGGUACAAGGAAUGCAAGGGCGUGGUUGAACCGAACAUGGGCAGGAACAUCGGCCGAGCUGCUAGCAUUGAUGAGAAUGACAGAAAGCAAUACUGGAGCUCCAUGCAGUUCAAACAAGAGGUUGUAGGAUACUACUGCAGAUGGAAAGCCCUGCAGGUCUACUGCGAGGAUAACCGCAAGUUCAUCCGGACGGCGAGACAGAAGAUCGAGACCUGGUACACGGAGAACCUUCACCCGAGAGAGGCCGUGGCCAAGUCCUGGACGCAGGCGGCAGAACUGGACGACCCUGAAGUGCAGGCAUUUUUGAGGACCCAUGGACGAGGUGGGAUGUAGGUCUCAUUCCAUUGUCCUACUGGAGUGCUCAUCACUGACAGCCAUAUUCUUAGUGAUACAAGUGUCAGUUGAAGAGUACAGUACACUUUGGAUGUUGGCACGGUCUCGGCUCGAGUUCUUGAACUGUCUUGUACAUGUUGGCCUAUCAUACAUCGAUAUUGAAAGGUGUCAGUCGUGUAUAAGAACUAGGGUACUAGGCUGCGUAUCAUUAGCUAGGCUGUUCCAUUGUGAACGUGUGGGCCUGUGGCGCUGUUUUCUGUUGUCAUACAUGUUGUGUGUGGCGCGUCACAAGGCCACUGUGCGAACACCGACAAGGAAAACUGCACACGGGAACAUACUAUGGAUACGCCGCAUUGCUGUCCCGAGACCUAAUGAGACAAUGCCAGAUUAGAGACACGUUAGGGGGUCAUAACAGGAGAUGAACUUGUAGUCGUAGUAGGGCCAGGGUGGGAGGGCGAGGUAGAUAAGCGUAGACAAGCGACUCAAGCGGUACGAAGAAUGGGAAAAUCGGGGGCCUCCCCCUGAUCGAUUUCCUCCGGGUGGGUUAGAUAAUAUGGUAUCUUAAUGUUCCAAAUUAGGGCUAAGAACUUUGAUCAGUUUGGUGUAAGAAAGGCCUGCAGGUUAGGACAGUGCAGGUCUGAGAGCUGUGACGAAGACCAUGAACGCAAAAACGCAUCUUAGCUUCGGUCAUUUAGAAUCAUUUCCUUUCAAUGUGUAGUUAUUUGAGUUCUCUCAGUUUAUGAUAUGUAUAUGCAGGCUUUUUUCGUUACGUAUAUAAGGUUCAUAUUAUAAUGGCCUCCUGCUUGACCUUGUAAUGUUAUCAGGGCUUGUGAUUGAUUUCGAAUGUUCAAAAUUGUCACUGUAUUUCUAUUUUCUAUUCGAUGAAGUCUAUAACGUGAACAGCGUCGGCCGAUUUUGCAUAUGAAUGAUUGUAUGGCUGACUAUGUUCAUUUAUAGCUCGUCAGGUAUUGAUGUUCUUUCGUUUUGAUUGUUUGAAAACGAUAUGAAAUCUUCACAAGAGUGAUUCUGCCAAAUGCACAGCAUCGGUGACCUCUCUGUAAGAUGUUUCUGGGUGUUACGCUUGUGGUGACGGUGUGAAACCUGUUUAGUAUAGCACAUUAACAAGAUAUGAUGACUCAAGAGUAUAUUUCCAACAAUCUGUCUUCAAAUGACACUAGAUGUUCACUGUGUAAUAGUGACUGUGUCUCGAGUUCGUACGCUUGUGCCUUGCGAAUAAACUUGCUUUUGUCCA